Callorhinus ursinus (northern fur seal) is the source of this 755-nucleotide messenger RNA. It is a transcript of the gene FABP12, whose product is annotated as fatty acid binding protein 12. Gene Ontology annotation, molecular function: lipid binding. The record is from RefSeq and is a predicted model, not a curated record. Lineage: Eukaryota; Metazoa; Chordata; Mammalia; Carnivora; Otariidae.
CUCAUGUCACCCACCACGGGUGUACCAGCACCCCUCCCUCAGAUCAUUCUUCAACUUCGUGGGGGGCUCAUGUAACCAGCUGAAGGAAUAUCAGUGGACAUCAGAGUGUUUUCAGUCAAGAUUGAAAGGAACAGAACCUAGCCUAAAUUAAGGGGGAUUUACUAAGAAGAUAUUUGGUGUUCUCAUGGCAGUGAUGACUCUCUAAGCUUAUGGAAAAUUGAGCUGACAUCUGGAAAAGCAUCAGUAACAAGGCUAUCAAUUUAGACAGAAUGGUUGAUCGACUCCAAGGAACAUGGAAAUCCAUUUCUUGUGAAAAUUUUGAAAAAUAUAUGAAAGAGCUGGGAAUGGGACGAGCCAGCAGGAAACUUGCCUGUCUGGCAAGACCCACUGUGACCAUCAGUACACAGGAAGAUCUGAUCACUAUAAAAACCAAAAGCAUCUUUAAAAAUAAUGAGAUCUCCUUUAAACUCGGAGAAGAAUUUGAGGAAACCACACCAGGGGGCUAUAAAACCAAGAGUGUGGUAACCUUCGAUAAGGACUCUUUGAUUCAAGUUCAAGACUGGGAUGGCAAGGAGAACACCAUAAGGAGAAAGUUGGUGGAUGGGAAAAUGGUGGUGGAAAGUGCCGUGAACAAUGUUAUCUGCACUCGGACGUACGAGAGAGUACAAACUCAAUCUGAAACUCUUAAGCACCCCCAAACUGUGAUCCAAACUGCUGAGGUCGUUUAAAUAAAACUCCAAAGUAAAAUGUUACAA